AUGUUGGACAAGAGUGGAAAUGGCUACAUCGACAUGAAGGAGCUCAAAGACGCCCUUGACGGCGUUGGCUACAAAAUACCACAGUGGAAGGUGCGUUGUAUGAUAGAAGAGUACUAUGACAACGGUUCAAAGCAUGGGCGGGCCAAUGGAAGCGUUAACGGCGACUCAAAGAAGAAUGGCAUGACGCUCUUGGAGUUUGAGGAACUCUGUGGAAACCUCAAAGCACAACAGGUUGCGAGUACAUUCAAGCAGGCAGUUAGUAAAAAGGAGAACUUAGAACAUCUAGGUGGAAUGAGCGAAGCGUCCAGUGACGGCACAACCCAUUCAGUGCGUCAGGAAGAACAGAUGGCCUUCUCAGGAUGGAUUAAUAGUAAUCUGGAGCAUGACCCUGACCUAGCACAUCUUUUGCCCAUAGACCCUGAAGGCAAACAGCUCUAUGAGAAGCUGAAGGAUGGAUUGAUUCUAUGCAAAGUAAUCAACCAUUCCUGCCCGGACACGAUUGAUGAACGAGCGAUUAACAAGAAAAAUCUUACCCUUUACACAAAGCACGAAAACCUAACCCUUGCGUUGGUCUCUUCACAGGCGAUUGGUUGCAACAUUGUUAACAUUGAUGCACACGAUCUUGCUAAAGGUAAACCUCACCUUGUGCUUGGUCUACUGUGGCAGAUUAUUCGUAUCGGUCUUUUCAACCAGAUCACACUUGAGCACUGUCCUGGUCUUACGGAACUUCUUAAUGACCAGGAACGUAUUGAAGACCUGUUGGCCCUAUCACCUGAAGCCAUCCUCCUCCGUUGGGUGAACCAUCAACUGCAAUGUGCUGGUGUUACUCGCCGCUGCACCAACUUCCAGCAGGAUGUGUCUGACUCCGAAAUAUAUUCAUAUCUCUUGAAGCAGAUCGCCCCAGAUGAUGCUGGAGUCACGUUGGAUGCGCUUAGAGAAACAGACCUCCUCCGUCGUGCAGAAGUGAUGUUACAGCAGGCAGCUAAGCUCCGUUGUCGUGCGUUCGUGGCUCCUGCGGACGUUGUCAACGGAGUCUAUAAACUCAACUUGGCCUUUGUGGCCAAUCUGUUUAACCAACAUCCGGGAUUGCAGAGGAACGAAACAGAUGCUGAUACAUAUCACCAGUUAGAUGAGACCAGAGAGGAGAAGACAUACCGUAACUGGAUGAACUCAAUGGGCGUGGCACCGCACGUGAACUGGCUUUACUCAGAUUUAACCGAUGCGCUUGUCAUCUUUCAGCUUUAUGACAUUAUCAAACCUGGUAUUGUCAACUGGAAGAAGGUUCACCGUCAAUUCUCGAAGCUUCGUAAAUUCAUGGAGCGUCUAGAGAACUGCAACUACGCAGUUGAGUUGGGACGUCAACUUGGAUUCUCACUUGUCGGUAUCGCUGGGGCUGACAUCAACGAAGGAAACGCAACACUCACGCUUGCUCUAAUCUGGCAACUUAUGCGUGCAUACACACUGUCCGUGUUAACGCGAUUGGCGAACACUGGCAACCCCAUAAUUGAAAAGGAGAUCGUGCAGUGGGUCAAUAACAAACUACAAAGCGCUGGCAAGGCCUCGUCUAUUAGGAGUUUCCAGGAUGAAGUACUUGCAGACGGCAAAGUGGUGCUCGACCUCAUAGAUGCCAUAAAGCCUGGAUCAAUUAACUACGAUCUUGUAUUGCCAGGGGCGAAUAAAGAGGAAUGUUUAGCGAACGCGAAAUACGCGGUAUCAAUGGCAAGGCGUUGCGGUGCGCGCGUAUACGCAUUACCCGAAGACAUAACCGAACGCAAGCCCAAGAUGAUCAUGACGGUCUUCGCGUGUCUCAUGGCCCUCGACUAUAUCCCAACUAUGGACGCGCCCGUGGCCCAGCCAGAGCCCGAAAUGCCACUAGAACCCGUGUUACUGGAUGGCGCUGCGGAAACGACCGAUGAACCUGAAGAUAUUUCCAGUCCACAGACUCCUGAAAAGCCAAUGUUACCACCAAAACCAGAGAGCCUUUCACGAACUGUGUCUACCACAGAAUAA
This is a messenger RNA of Pieris macdunnoughi, 2010 nucleotides long. The record is from the annotation of a GenBank genome assembly. Lineage: Eukaryota; Metazoa; Arthropoda; Insecta; Lepidoptera; Pieridae.